Molecule: messenger RNA, 2551 nt
Organism: Anoplopoma fimbria (sablefish)
Lineage: Eukaryota; Metazoa; Chordata; Actinopteri; Perciformes; Anoplopomatidae
Gene: dhrs13b.2
Product: dehydrogenase/reductase (SDR family) member 13b.2
Source: RefSeq, a predicted model, not a curated record
ACUGUGAACGACUCAGUGUUGUGUUGCUCGGAGGAUUUCUCCCCAUGAAUGAUGAUGAGUCUGAUCUUAAAGAUACUCAGUUACUUGUGUCUUUGUGCAGGUGUGCAGAGUCUCCAGAAGGUGUCAUGGCUGCCGUGUCCGUUCACAGAUGAGCACGUGUUCAUGAACACCGACGGUCACAUGGAGACUCAGCACAUCCCCCGAGACGCCAUGCUGCAGUUCGGUCAAACCGGAGACGCUCCCGUUAAUCCACACGCCAUCACCUUCCUGAUCACCACAUCAAAGUUGGACCUGCGGCGGUUCAUCGACGGGGUGGAGGAGGCGGAUCAGUUGGAGUGCGAGCUCCGGCGUUACAGCACCGAGGGCAUCCACGUCCGCUGGCCGGUCCAAGCGGGGCAAGAGUACAACCGCUGGUUCACCGUCACGCUCAGACACGCCAAGGGCCUGUUCACGCUGACGGGCUUCCUCAGACACCCGUCGGACCAACCGGCACUGGGACAGCAGGACUACCGCAGCUGGCCCGCCAUCGGAGACAGAGAGACCCUCACCACAACAGUUGCCAUGGUGAUUAAAACCCAAACUCCGUCGGUGAAAGCCAGUCUGGGCUCCCAAAAGAAGCUCCACUGCCAGUUCUCCAUGGACCACAAAGCACCCAACAUGACGGUGGAGUGGCACCAUCAGCAGCGUGGAGAAAGAACCAGACUCUUCAGUCACACCAGCCGCACGGGACGGAGCGAGGGCCCCGGCGUCGCGAGGAGCCUAGCGGGCGGCGACGCUUCCUACAACCUUCCCCUCGCCAAGAUGACGAGUGAAGGGACGUACAUUUGUUCCGUGUCGGUGCUUCCGCUGUUCGUCAGUUUGGAUAUCAGUUUCAACAUCGAAGAGUCUCCCAGAGUCUCCAUCAACAUCGGCCAGACUCUCUCGCUGCCGGAGGACGGCGAGCAGAAGGUUACCUGCGACGCAGAGAGCUACUACCCUCUGGACGUGGAGAUCGUCUGGUACGUUCAGGACCCGGUGGGGGCGGAAAAGAGGGUGGGCGCUCCGCUCCGGACGGAGCUCCAGAACGUUCUGCUGUCGAGCCACAAACACAACAAGGACCAGACGUACUCGCUGACGGCCUUCUUCUACCUGCAGGCGUCUCUCAAGGACUCGGGGAAACAGUACACCUGCAGCGUUUCCCAUCAGUCCCUGAGGAUGCCCAUCAAAAAGAGCUUCCUCCUGAUCAUUGAGGAGCCCAGCAGCUUGACGUUUAACUUCUUCAUUGGCUUCGUGCUCGUCACGCUGUCGGUCGUCCUGAUUGUGAUGCUGAGUCACCUGUUCUCAGCAAGAAAACGAAGAGAGCAGAAGAAGCCAUACUGAGCAGCUUUGGAGGAAAAACAUCAGUGAAGGCCGACUCUCCUCCUCACUCGAUCACUUUUGUUUCAGAAUGUCUCCGACGUUUGAAGUUUGUUGUUGUGUUUGUUUGUUUCCAGGUGAUUUGGGGUUUCUAUGAAACUAAAUGUGUUUUGUUGCUGUUUUAUUUUGCUAAUGCUUGAAAAAAAAACUUGAUGUUGUAAAGUAAAUGAUUGUUCUUCUGGAUGAAAAGUGAUCAAGAUAUUAUUGAACCGGUGAAAAUGCAACAAUCAGAGUUUAAAUAUCAUUAGUUUAAAUUAAUAAAAAAAUAUAUAAAUAUCUUUUAAUAAAAGCUAGUUAUAUUUCUUAUAAAUUUGCUCAAGAAUUCACAUAAAUAAACAAAAACUUCAAAUUUUAUUGCGUAAUUUCAGUCACCAGUUACGUUUGAAUAUCACCAUACCAAUCACUACACAUCCGAUUGUUUUGCCAUGUUAGCUAGUUAAUUAUAAUAAUAACUUUAUUUAUAUAGCACUUUUAAAAACAGAGUUAACAAAGUGCUUUGACAGACGAAGCAGAAAAAGAGGAAAUAAAACAACAGAAAGUUCAACAAAGCGAGACAAACUAAACCCUGAAAAAACAUGACAGACAAAACAUAAAACCAAUCGAUAUCAGAAGAUCAAACUAAUAAAUGAUGUAAAAUUAAUAAUUUAGUGGAAAAAAAUCAACAUCAACAUUAAAAUCAAGCAGUAAAGAGACAACAUUUCAUGAAAGUCAGUCUGUAGAAAUGUGUUUUAAGAAGUCAUUUAAAAGAGAAGUUAAGAAAAUCUGCAUCAUGUAAAAGCUCCAAAGCCUGUGAUGAGGAAAUAAGACCCUAAAUACAUUCAAUUUGUUUAAAAAUGGCAGUGAUGAGUGAGGAGCAGAAUAUUACCAAAGUUUAUUUUUUCUCCCUUUUUAUUGUCAUGCUGUUUUUUUUCCUCAUUUAUUUUGGAAGGUGGUCCUCACAGAAAGGUUGAGAACUCCUGUUGUGGAGUGGAACAGGUCUAGUAGCGUAAUGGAGCAACGCUUUUACAUUAGGCUCAGUGUUGUGUUCUGAUCACAUGACCACACAUCAUCGUAAGCUUUGGUGGAGCAUAAAGGAGAAAAUCCUACUGCGUGGAUUGACAGAAAACAUGGAUGUAAACAAUACAUGAUUUGAAAUAAAAACAUUUUUGAAUUUAAA